Stegodyphus dumicola is the source of this 7187-nucleotide messenger RNA. RefSeq lists its product as uncharacterized. The record is from RefSeq and is a predicted model, not a curated record. NCBI's taxonomy places the organism in Eukaryota, Metazoa, Arthropoda, Arachnida, Araneae, Eresidae. Gene Ontology annotation, biological process: activation of GTPase activity. Gene Ontology annotation, molecular function: guanyl-nucleotide exchange factor activity; protein binding.
UUUCAGGAAGGUAUCAGGGGUUGCUUCCGUAAUAUGCAUUUUGUGCACUGUUUUCUCCAUAAAUUAUAACGUGGACAAAAAUGCUGUUGAUAACUUAUAUGGAAAAUGUUUUUACGGAAAUAUGGGAUGCAAACUUUAAAAGUAGGUGACUGAAAUAUUUCUGCUUCCCAUGCAUUCUUAUUAGUAAUCACAUAUUUCCUUUAAAAUGCCAGCGUGUUCUACAUACUCUCCUGACUUGAAAAAGAACUUCGAUUAUUUCCAGAGGAAAAAAGUGGGAAGCAUUCGUGAUAAUCCAAAAUUGCUGAAAAUACGGCAGCAGUUUGAAAAUGCUUCCCAAGAAACCUCGAAAAAGAAAGAUCUUCGCAAAGACAUUAAGUGGCCUGAUAGUGCACCCUCUUCCUUCAGUCUUAGUUUAUCUAAGAGUUCUGGAACUGUCAUCUUGGACGAACUUCUUAAAAUCAACUCCAAGUUUUCUAGUAAAACAGAAGUAUUUUUAAAGAGUCAGUUAGAUAAUUCGCAAAACCGGCGCCAUUCUGAGGGUGAAGUAGAAGAUCGUCAUAGUUUGACGCUUUUUACAUGUAACAGUUCCUCAGAAUUGGCUGGUCGGAAAGCGAGUGAAAACAAAUUAGGUGUAACUUCAGUUACUAAUGAAGUUUCAGUUCAGAAUAAUAGAACUUCUGGUAAACGAUCUCCUGUUGCUACUAAAAGCUUUAUACCUUCUAAGUCAAUACAAAAACAAAAGAACACUGUAAGUAAGAGAGAUACCUCUGAAAACUCAUCUUCAGAAUCUGGAGUUCACACAAACUCAUCUGCCUCAGAGGAGGAAAACAUUAAUGCAGUUUCUAAAAAUUCUGCAUAUCAUAUGUUAAAGGAAAACUCGGUUAGAUUAGUGGACAGCCAAAAAGAUGCUCCACCGAUUCCAAAACGAGGACUUUCACCAGCUGUUCAAAAUAAUUUUUCCUGUUUGACAACUUCGCGGCGAAACUUUAGUAAAGUACCUCAGCCGCUUUCUAAAGAAGUGUCUACAUCACAGAGCUUAAUCAAAGCCAAUAGCGUCCAAAAGGCCAUCCAGAUAUACGAAGGUAUGUCAUCCAAUGAUGUUAAAAAGAAUAAAAUGGUCAAAAAUCAAACCAGUCAGAAAGUAACUCCAAGAAAUUAUAUUCAUGAUAACAUCAGAAGAUCAGGCAUACCCAGGCGUUCUUCUAGGAGAAACAGCAUGCGCAAAUCUAAAUGCUUAUUGGACAAAGAUAUGCCGAAGACAUCACCAGUUCUGAAAACCUCUGAAAGUAAAACUUGCAGAGAAGAUAGUGGUAUAAUCGUGAGUGAUACGGAAGAUAAAAAUCAGAGUAUUUAUCAGACUUUGUCUACCGUAGUGAACAUAUCUCAAAGUCAAUAUGAUCCUUAUGACAGACUGAGCAGGAUCCAUGAUGUUAUGAAUCGUAUUCAUAAAGGUCAGUCAUCUACUUGCGCUGCCUGCAAAGCUAUUCCUUCGAGUGUGCUACAAUAUAGAACAAACGAAUCCUCUUUCCUUCAAGUAAAAUGCAAUGAAGCGGCUCCACAUCAUCAUCCUCCUUGCAUUUGUUUCUCGUGCCAACAUUCCAUUUUUAGUUGCUCCUUAAAGAGUGAAGCAUCCCAGCCUGAUCACGUCAAUGAAGAUAAUUUGUAUUACAAUGUUUGUUGUCUUAAUUCACCUAAUCGCGAAAGCUGGCGACAGUCCAGACGGAGACCUGUGUGUGAACAAAAUGGCCGCCUUUGUAUUGUGAACUGCGAUAUGGAACAGCAUUCUGACAACUGUGAUCUUUCGAAGUGUAGUGAGGAAUUUUACGAGAAACUGUCUGAAUGGCAUUCGACGCCAGCUGACUCAAAAAGAAGGCAUCCUACAAAGCAAAUAUGUGGGGAUUCUUGUGACAGUGAUGAAGGCUGGGUAGAUGUGACUGAUUCUGAAGAUGAAAAACCUCUGCUCUGUGAUACAAGGCAUCUCAUUUCAAACAAAAACAAUAUCAACUUUUGUAAAGGCUCAGAUGGACGUCUAACUGCCCAAAACAUUGCUUACGACUUUGAUCAAAUUGUUUCAAAAUGUGAAAAACUUGACAUCUCCAGGUCUUCAUCGACUGAACAUCUUUAUGAAAGCAUUGCUGAUUUAGAUAAUCAAAAUGCCAUAAGUAACUCUGAAGAAAAUAUUUUACAUUCUUCCAAUGGUUCAAGCACACUAUCACUAAAAAGUGAACAAAAUCCAGAAAAUGAGUUUGAUAGUGGAGAAUGGUCAACUGAGAGCGCCUCUCCAAUAUUUGAUGAAUCAUCAAAUAAGGAAAAUCUUGAACAAAAGUCAUCAACAAUUUCAAAUCAGUAUCGAUUUGCUGUGAAUAGCGAAUGCCAGGAAACAGCUAAAAAGAAUUUUAUGAAGUCAGUGCUUGGCAAGAAAGUAGUCAAUCCCAAAAAACGGCGCAUGUCAACUUUUUUUGUGCCAUGGUUAGUGUCUAAUCAAGAAUAUGGAUCAUCAUCAUCCAGACACCCUAAAAGUAAUAACAAAAAACAGAAUAGUCAUAGUCAAACAAUUUCUUCCAAGACAUCGCCUUGUAAAAACAAACGCAGUCAGUCUAUUCCUUCUAGUUCACCUAAAUUGAGCAUGUCCUGUACUAAGGCUCUUUUCAGUUCAGCAGAGGUUUUAGACAAGUACAAGGAUAAAAGCUCUGAAUUAGAUAAUUGCAGUAGAAAGUGUUUGGAAAGGAGUUUCUGUCUGAAUUCUGAAGCUGCUCAGCCAGGAUCCUCAAGAGGAUCUGUUGCUUCUUCAGCAUAUUUAAGGGCUGAUCAGUUGCAAACUACCACUGUAACUCAGAGAAAAGCAAGCAUAUCAACUGAGGCUACUAUUGAUGUUAACAUAGAACGAGUUUACCGACCGUCGACUUCUGGCGACAGUGAACACAGCUAUAUUCUCUUCCAGCCGAUAAAAGAAGAGGAAGUACCUUUGUAUCAGUUUUAUGAGAGAAAUAUCAAGGAAAGAGUAUCCUUUUGUCGUAGCCCUAGUAGUAUGUCUCCAGUUAUGUGGUCUUCAACAUCUGAAAGUGGACCAGGUAAUGAUCUUGUACCUAAAACUAUAAGGCCAACAUUUUCAGUUGUUGAACAACUGAGUCCUGAUGCCAAAGAUAUGAAAAUGCUGUGGUGUGAGCUUCCUGAGGUUAAAGAAAGUGGUAUUUUAGAAAGAAUAUCGGCCCAGGAAUUGAAAUUGCAAGAAGCUGCUUUUGAGUUUAUCCAGUCACAAGCUUCCUACAUAAGAAGUUUAAAAGUGUUGUAUGAAAAUUUCAUCAAAACACCUGAAUUUUCUGAUGUAGAGUCCUCAUCUUGUGUUCUGAGUAAACAUGAACAUGAUGUUCUUUUCUCAGACAUUAUCAGAGUGAAAGAAGUCAGUGAAAGCUUGAUGUAUGAGCUUACUGCAAGGUGGAGUGAUGGUAUUCUUAUUCCUGACAUUUGUGAUAUUAUUCAUCGCCAUGCUGUUAUGCCAUCUUUUUCAGUUUAUGUUAGAUACUGUUCCAAUAGAGUUUACCAAGAAAGAACAUUGAAAGAGCUUAAGGAGACAAGAUUAUGCUUCCUAGAGGUAUUAAGAAAGCUUGAAAGUAACCCAGCAUGUCAAGGUCUCAGUUUAGAAUCCUUCCUUUUCUUACCUAUGCAGCACAUAGCAAGGUUGCCAUUGUUGCUGGAUAAUAUAUUCAGGUGGAUUGUUCCUGAAUCACCAUCAUACAGUGUUUGUAAGAUGGCUCUUGAAGCUGUACAUAAAAUUUUUAUGGAAUGUAAUGAAGGUGCAAGGAAAAUGGAAAGACUAGAAGAAAUGUUUGUACUGAAUAAACAGUUAGAAUUCAAAGACUGCAAGGUUAUUCCUCUAAUAUCAGCAUCUAGAUGGCUGUUAAAAAAAGGGGAGCUUGUGAAACUGGAGUUUGACAAAAAAACAUUUGGGCGAUCAAGUCGUUGUGUUCGUGUUCCUGUAUUUAUUUUCCUCUUCAAUGACCUGCUAGUUGUUACGAAGCGAAAAAAUGAAGAUAGUUACAUAGUUGUGGAUUACUGUCCUAGAGAAAAAGUUCAAGCCAUGCCCAUAAAUCCAAAGGAUUUGCAGCAACCUGUUGUAGUACCAAAUACUUGUAGAUACUUGAUUUAUCUCACUUUAUUUAAUAAUCAUCAAGGCAGUGCUGUAGAUAUGAUCCUGAAUUGUGCAUUAUUGAGUGAACGAACUCGCUGGAUUGAAGCUAUUCAUUCCGUGCCUGAAAACAAGCCCUGUGAAGUAUGGGAAUAUGAUUGUCCACAAGUUCAGUGUGUCCGCAGUUAUAUAGCUCAACAGCCAGAUGAGCUUUCUCUCCAAGAAUCUGAUGUGGUUACCAUACAUAGGAAAAUGAAUGAUGGAUGGUAUGAAGGCAGAAGACUUCGAGAUGGACUUCAGGGAUGGUUUCCAGCUUCUUAUACAAUGGAUAUUCCAUGUUCACGAGCCAGAGCUUCUAAUCUUAGGCAAUGCUACAGACUUCUCAUGUUAUCACAAAAUCAAUAGUUCUAGUUGAAACUGAAAAUAAUGCAUGUAAAUGUAUAUGUCUUGUUAUAAAAUGUGAAGAUAUUCUUUACUUUGUUAAAUGUCAGACUCAACCGAAAAUAUUACUGUCAAAGUAAACAGUUUGAUUUAGAAAUUUUGACAUGUAAAUUAGGACAGUAAAAAUUGAAUGCAACAAUAAUACUUGAUGCACAACAUUUUGUUUAACUGGCUUAACAUUUGUAAAAUCAAAACCUUCUUCAAUUGAAAGAUGUUUUGAUCAGAAACUUUAUUUAUUAAGAAGGGCUUAGCAAAAUGUUUUUAUAAAUAUAUGUUAAUGAAUUUUUUUUUUCGGGGAAGAGGAGGUGGGUCAUGAUGGUAAUUUUAAUGCUAAUUUAAAAAAAUUAUGGAAUAAAUUUUCCGUUAAAUUACGUUUGAGAAAUAUUUUUACAUGUUUAAAUAUUAUAAGAUUUCCAAAAAUGUCUGAAAAUUCAUAGAAAGUUGUUCAAGACUAAAUAUAUUCAGUGAAAUAUGCUUUUACAUAUUACCCUUAUUUUAAAGUAAUAGGGUUUCUGUGAUUUGCAUAUAAUAUUUUAAGGAAAAGUAAUUAGAUAUGGUGAAAGAAAAGUUAUGUUGAGUUCUGAAGAAAUGAUACAUAUAUAUUUUCUAAUAGAGAAAUAUUUCCCAUUCUUCAGGGCUUGAUUUGUACUGCUUAAACCUCUGAAAUUCAGAUCUAGAGUCCUAGAUUUUAGUGGGAUGUUGAAUCAUCAUGUAACUCAACAUAAACCUGUUAUUCUUUGAUAAAAACAAGGGUAAUGAGCUUAGGACCUUCUAAAAAGGAUUUAGACUGUUUUAAUCAGUCUGUGUAUUUCCAUCUUUUGUUUAUAUGAUUUUAAAAUCAGAAUUAUGAGAAAAUGUGUGAAAUUAUAUGAGUGUUGGCAAUCCGUAGUAUAAGAUCAGGAUAACCGAGCUUGUUUUUCAUUGCUAAUCUUGAUUUUAACUACUGCCAAUGACAGUAUUUCCCAAACUUUUCUCAUUGCAGAAUCAAUACCUUUUAAAUUGGAACACUUGAGUAAAUUUGAGUUUUCAGUUAUUAUAAGUAGUAUUAUAAGUAUUAUAACUUAGGUAUAAGUUAAAUGUUAUCAUGUUAAAUAUAACAUAGAUACAAGUUAAAGUUUAGAUUUUUUAGUUAUGAUAAAUGACAACACAGAUGAUAAAGUGAGGGUGAUAAAUAAAAUAAACAAUUAUUUCAAUUAUUUCACACCUAUAAAAGAAACAACUUUAGACUUCACGUCUUUAGACUUGACUUUAGACGUCUUUAGACUUAAAUUUCACAGAAAAUGACACAUCAAACUAAUUAGUUGAAAUAAAUAAUAUGAAAAGUAAAUAAAACAUUUUUAGUUCUUAAUGCCUAAUGAUGCUUUUGAGUCUUCAAAGUACAGAUUCUUUUGUUAUCAGGCACAACGCUAGAAACCUGAAUUUUUACAUUAUUUGCAACAUCAAGUCGGUUUCCGUAUUUGGAUUUUGUUGCAGCAUAAUGUGAAAAACCUGUCUUGUACAAAUACGUUCUCACAACAGAAAGUAAAAUAUGAGUAGCACAUUUUGAUAAGUUUGGAUAUUCUUCUGACAAACUUAUGCAAAAUUCAUUUAACAGUUACUUUUUAAAUUUUUGUUUUUUGCUGGAAUCAGUUUUAAAAUCAAUUAAUUUUUUAAAAAAAUAGUACUCUUAAUGGUAAAAAAAAAAGGUGUGCUUAAAAAUUUUUAUAAUUACUUACCAAUUUCAAAAAGAAAAGGAAAUAAAAAGAAUAAAAGUAAUUUUUAAAAUACUUAAGUGAUACAGAAACACUUCUUUAAUUUCAAGCACAGACUAGGGCCCAUCAAUGGCCAAGCGGUAAAGUCACUAAACACUGAUAGUUUAGUCUGAGGUUCAAAUCCCACCAAAUGGGUUGGCUGCAUGAGUGUUCUCGUGGUUUUUCUCAGGUGCUUUUUCAUAAUUAGUUAAAUCAAGCCAAGCAAAAAAUAUAAAUAUUAACAGAAAUGCAAUCUUACAUGCAUGCCAUUUGUAGUCACUGGUAUCAUGCUACAUUACUAAAUUUAUUAUGCAUGUGAUUUAAGCCACUUUUUUUUUAAUGUUUUCUAUCUAUGUUUCUUAUAAAAGUUGUUUUAAAUUUUGUUAAAUAAAUAAAAACAGGCAAUAUUUUGUUGUUCUGUAAUCUUACUUUAAAUUUUUCACUGAACACUUUGUGACUAUUUGCAGAAACAUAGUUUAGGAAAUGCUGGCUUGUGGUAUAUGUUAAUUUUAAAUGUCAGAAAUAAGAUUUUAAUUCUAAGAAUUUCUUUUCGAAAAUUGUAAUUAAGUAAUAUUUAAAUAAUUUGUAAAAAUUUAGAUGUUUCUUUUAAAUUAGUUAUUAUUUGUAUGCUUAAUGUGGAUGUAAAUUUUUAAUGACUGUACGUUGCUUUACUGUCCUAAUUUAAAAUAUAUAGCUGGUGAACAUUAAAGCUAGUACUGCUUAAGCAAUACGCAAAAGAAACAUUUGUUUCAUGUUCUCAAAUAACUGUACAUAUUUUGUUUAAUUGUUGUGCUGUUAUGAUAUGUAAAAACUUGUAUUUAGUAGUAUGCUUUUUAAAGGUGGUUUUGUAAAAAAUUGUUUUAAAAGAAAAUAAACAAGUUUUUAGGUAA